This is a messenger RNA of Jaminaea rosea, 1728 nucleotides long. RefSeq lists its product as hypothetical. The record is from RefSeq and is a predicted model, not a curated record. The coding region runs from base 194 to 1603 and encodes 469 amino acids. The transcript has a single exon. NCBI's taxonomy places the organism in Eukaryota, Fungi, Basidiomycota, Exobasidiomycetes, Microstromatales.
CACGCUGGUCCGUUCAUCGACGUCGCCAGGGCCACCACCACACGCCCAGGGCGGGGCGGAGCGGAGACGGCCACGAGCAAAAAUUCUUUCCAUCGAAGUGAGCUGAGCGAGUGGAGCUACGGACUGGGAGAAGGAUUGGUGGUCAUGGACAACGACGAUGAAGCUUCCCAUCGUACCACUGACCCCGUCCAUCAUGUCCGGCAUUCUGCACCCACCACCGUCAGAGAGCGAGCUGGAGCUGCUCAGCUUCCUCAGCUCUGACAAUUGGCAAGUGCGCCAAGUCGCCCUCUCGAACCUGGCAGGCUUCUCAGCAAAGACGCACCCAAGGCGAGGUCUGCUUCUCCUCCAACAGGACAAGCUCGACGUCCUGAGCGACUUGAAGCGCCUCACAAUGGACUUGACCCCAACAGCACACGACGCUUUCUCCUGCUUGAUCAACCUCUCUGACUCCAUCCUCGUCUCGAGGCGCAUCGCCACGCCUGACUACCUCUCCUUCCUCGUGACCUACAUCUUCCACCCCUCGUCUCUGCUGGCAGACCUGGCAAGCAUGCUUCUCUCUAACCUCACGAAGCUUGAUUCGGCAGUCAAGCAGCUCGUGGAGAUGAAAUUGCCCGGCAGCAGCCUAGGUAUGCCUGACGAGGAGCUCACAGCUCUCGAGCUACUUCUGGCCGCUUUUGACCAAGGCGCCACAGUCAAGGCCUCGGCGUCAAGUGCAGCGAUUGAGGAGAUGAAGAAGCGAGCAGGCUCUGCCAUGUCCAGCGGAAAUGCUGCCGCAGCAGAAGAGGCAAUGAAGAACGAACCGAAAUCUGCAGCCGCGCAGGCAGAGGGCGAUGAGCGCAAAUCGCAUUGCAACUUCCUCGCAAGCGUCUUCGCAAACGUUACCGUUACGCCCAGCGGUAGGGAAUACUUUACCACCCCGCUCACCCCGCCCGACUGCGCAUCAAUACCGCUCGGUCGUCUCUUCCCUUAUACGGAGCAUCCCGACCUUAUCAGGAGAGGAGGCGUCAUCUCCUCGCUCAAGAAUGCUCUCUUCGUCAAGUCCGCUCACCCUGCGCUCGUGGCUGCUCCUGCCUCAGGCUCAGAUAUGACUCCGCCCCUCGUGCGACCUGCGGCAGUCGAGUCCUCCACGCUGGACGUCUUGCCAGCCCUCCUCCUGCCUCUCUGCGAUGGGUCCCUUUUCUCAGGCUUGGACGACGAAGAGCAACUCAGCCUGCCGGACGAGCUGCAAUUCCUCGAAGGCGAAGGCGAAGGCAAGCACGUUGAGAGAGAUUCAGCUUUGCGCGGUAUGCUCGUCGAGUCGCUGCUCCUCUUAGGAACUACCUUGUACGGAAGGAGAUGCAUGAGAGAGAGAGGCGUGUAUGUCGUUGUCAGAGAGUUGCACAAGAAGGAGCAUGAUGAGCAGAUUGGAGAGUCGAUCUUACGCUUGGUGAAUCUCCUCAAGAGAGAGGAGUCGGCUGCGACGUUGGCUGAUGCGGAGGGCGGGGAUGAUGACGAGGGAGAGGACGGGCAGAAGUCGAAGGAUCAGAAGGCUAUUGAUGAGCUGAUUGGCGCAGAGCAGGUCAAGGAGGACGAUGAAGACGACCUCGUCAUCGAGGAGCUGUAGUAUAGUAAUGCACCCCAUUGCGACCGGGGACGAUGGGGCUUGCAGUUGUCUGAUUUCGCUCUAUUCUGGUAUUGUACAAGCUCUCGCCAUCCCCUAGUCCACCCCCGCUCAAUCAUCCGCCGGUG